This is a messenger RNA of Lacerta agilis (Sand lizard), 4029 nucleotides long. RefSeq names its product phosphatidylinositol specific phospholipase C X domain containing 3 (gene PLCXD3). The record is from RefSeq and is a predicted model, not a curated record. Lineage: Eukaryota; Metazoa; Chordata; Lepidosauria; Squamata; Lacertidae. Gene Ontology annotation, biological process: lipid metabolic process. The transcript has 3 exons. The coding region runs from base 279 to 1247 and encodes 322 amino acids. Gene Ontology annotation, molecular function: phosphoric diester hydrolase activity. Gene Ontology annotation, cellular component: synapse.
GUUUCUCUUGUUUCGCGCAGCCCGAUUCGAAUUCGUCUGUGCCUGCGCCAUCAGCGGGUGGGUGUGGCGCAGCGUGGCGCGUAAACUCCCGAGCACAGCGGAGGCUGGCGAGGAGCGAACAGUCUGGGAUUCAAGGAGUCAGGUGGAGGAGGAGGAGGAGGAGGUCGCUGUUCUUGGUACCGCUGCCGCCGCCGGCUGGGUCCAGAGAGCAGCCGCAGCUGCAGCUUGCCGGGUUGAGUGAGCGAGUGCGUUUUUGCGCCCCUCUCCGACCUGCAAGCAUGGCUUCGUCGCAAGGCAAGCUGGAGCUGAAAUUCGCGGACUGGAUGGCAAGUUUGCCCGAGAGCAUCCACAGCGUGCCCCUGACGAAUCUGGCGAUCCCAGGCUCUCAUGACUCAUUUAGUUUCUACAUUGAUGAAGCCUCACCCGUUGGACCUGAACAACCUGACACCGUCCAGAAUUUUGUCUCUGUGUUUGGAACUGUGGCUAAAAAGCUGAUGAGGAAAUGGUUGGCGACGCAGACAAUGAACUUCACAAGCCAGCUUGGAGCAGGCAUACGGUAUUUUGAUCUUAGAAUCUCCACCAAGCCCAGAGACCCCGACAAUGAACUCUACUUUGCUCACGGUUUGUUCAGUGCCAAAGUCAACGAGGGCCUCGAGGAGAUCAGUGCCUUUCUUGCUGACCACCACAAGGAAGUGGUCUUUUUGGACUUCAACCACUUCUACGGGAUGCAAAUGUGCCACCAUGAAAAACUGGUCCAAAUGCUCAAAGACACUUUUGGGAAUAAAAUGUGCCCGGCUAUAUUUGCUCACGAAGUCUGUCUCCAGUAUCUGUGGGAGAAGGAUUAUCAAGUGCUGGUGUUUUAUCACAGUCCAGUGGCUUUGGAGGUUUCCUUCUUGUGGCCAGGGCAGAUGAUGCCAGCUCCGUGGGCCAACACAACAGAUCCUGAAAAACUGAUCCAGUUUCUCCAGGCAUCCAUCAUUGAGAGGAGGAAGAAGGGCUCCUUUUUUAUAUCUCAGGUGGUGCUGACCCCAAAGGCUAGCACUGUGGUCAAAGGCGUCACUAGUGGUCUCAGAGAAACCAUCACAGAAAGAGCUCUCCCCGCCAUGAUGCAGUGGGUCCAGACUCAGACACCGGGCGAAAGUGGUAUCAACAUUGUCACCGCGGACUUUGUAGAACUUGGCGAUUUUAUCAGCACGAUCAUAAAACUGAACUACAUCUUGGCUGAAGGCGAAGCUGAUACGACUUGAUAGUACCGUAAUGUGUCCAACAUGCUCUAAAGUGGAACUUAAUCUCCCUUAGUUGUGUUAGGUUGUAAUCUUGUGGCACAGAUUUUGCAAGCACAUGCUGAAUAUUAUUCUUUUCUUUUGGACAUGCUGAGGACUUAGUAAGGAUGGGGGGGGGAGGAAAGAAAAUGGGUUGUUGUUCUUCUACUUUGUCUGAUCAUUUCUUGACCUUGAUUAGCUUGUGUCUCAUGAAACCCAACCAGGUUUCAUUUACACAGUUAUCUUAUUCAAGAAAGCCAUUCAUAAAUAUUUCUCCAACAACCACAUGUGGUUUUGGCCAUAUUGAGGAUCAUUCGCUAUGCUUAACUUGUAAGUGGCAUUCAUGAAUUGCCCUUUGUUUGUGCAGUAGAUUCUCAUUGCCUUUAGUAAUUCUGCUGCUGAACAAGAACAUUGUAUAGUCUUAUCCAGGUGCUCCAUAAAUGUAUAAAUGUUUCAGAAAUUGGUGGCAUCAGGUUUGUUAAACUCAAGUGGGUGGGAAGGAUAUGGCAUCAUAACGAAAAGACCAGUCAAAAGUUAACAGUUGCAGUUACAAUGCCUAAUAAGGUGCAGAUUUCCUGAAAAUUUUAAACAGUUCAAACAUACGUUAUUAUUUGUGUUGCUAUUGCUUUUAAAAGAAGUUCCCCAUUGCGAGUCUAAUUCUGUCUUCUCCUGUGAGGGGCAGAAGGCUUGUCAUAGACUUCUGCAAAGAGUUUCAUUAUGCAGUUUUAGAGGGUGACUCUACGUUAUCAUUUGGAACCAUGGCUUCCUGAGAAGUCAACUAAAAAAAAACUUUGUAUUGAUUUGUCACUUUAGUUAGUUAGUUAUAAAAUGCAUUAACUGCCUUUGGGGUGUGGGAAUACAAUGGAGCAUCCAGGGAAAGGGCAUGACUGGAAUCUUGAAUGGAAGCACUCCAUGCUGCAGUGUUCUGUUGCAAGUCCCACUUGUUAAGCUAAAACAAGCUUUUCUUGUCUGAAUGAAUGAAUGAAUGAUGAAAGCUAUUCCUUCUAGAGCAGGAGUUUUCAAAAUGUGGUCCAUGAGCUUCAUUCAGGUAGUCUGCAGUGUGUCUGUGGAUUUGUGGUUCAAGAUGAGAGAAGGCACACCUAUCCCGUUAAAUACUGGUACUGAAUUUUAAUUGUGUUUUUGUUGCUUCUUUUAUUGCUUAUAUUGGAUUUUAUUGUACUACAGUUUGCAUUCUAUGGAAUUCAAAUUAUAGUGCUGCAAACUGCAAUAUAGAAGAAACAAAAGAAGUAAUAAAAAUACAAUUAAAAAGCUACAGCAAGUAGCACCACACAUUACAGUUGCUACAACAGGUAGAAGAAACAAUAAGUGGUCCGUGAGGAGGGAGAGAACCACUGUUCUAGAGAAAGUUACAAAGGAAGACUGCCCCAUGUUGUUCUUAAAGGAAUAUCCAAAAUGUUUAUAUACUUCACCAUGUAAGGAAGUACUACUGCACACAUAAACACAUAAACAUAUCCUAGAAUUCAGAGAUACAGUUGGAAGAUAUGUAACCCCCCCCCGGCAUUUUCCCUCAUAGUACUCACUGGUAUGAAGUACCAGUACUUCUUCUUUUGUGGCCCAUGGCAGCCAUUUUGUGCUUGCACCUAUGGUACUUUUAUUAAUACCUGUAUAUGAGUACCAGCACCUCUUUUUUUUAAUCCCCCCAAAAGAGAGAGCACAUGAUAAGUACCUGAAAUCAUCUUAAGACCUCAUAACAGAACAUGAAGAAGAGAUCUGAUAAUUUAUUCAAAUUUUCAGAGAAACUUGAGGAACAGCCUAGCUUAGUUGAUCUACCAGCUGCUGCCCUGCCACACAUCUUCUCAGAGUGUGGACACCAUACAUAAAAUCAGAUCUUUCACAAUCAUAGCCCCACUUCAACUAUCUCUACUUCUUCACCUCUGGAUCCCACAUUACUAUAAUCUCACCCCCUUUCCCUCUAUUAAUUCUCCCCUCCCUUGCUUCACUGUGACUGGAAAACCUCCAAGUCACUUCGAUUGUCCCACUCAGUGGUGAAAUGUUAUCUGUAAUUCUAGACUCUCAGCUUAGUGGUUUUACAGGGAAGUUGUUUAGUGGGGUAAGACAUAUUAUUCCACUUACUUCAAAAUGUCAGCUGGGGGUCCUACUUCUCAUUCUGCUGAAGGGGACCCUAGAUUUCUGCUUCAAAGUCCAGCCUUAACUGCACCCCCCUUUCUGCUAGGACAACAGCAAUGGGUGUGCAACAUUCCCAUAUUCAGCAAAUUGUGAUCCAGGGUAGCAAGAUUCCAAGUUUCUUCCCUCCCUGAGGCUCCUUCUUUUAGUAAUAUCCCUAGAUCUUGCUUCUAUUCCCACCUGUCCAAACUCAUUUGUGUGAUGGAGUAUUGGGUGGUACCACUGGUCAGUGGCAAAGCACAGGAUUUUCAUGCACAAGGUUCCAAUUUUGGUCUCUGGCAUCUCUGGCAAAAGCAGGCGUGACCACAGACUAUGCUUCUUGGCACUGGUGGGAGUCCGAAUGCAACAACUUCUGCAGAGUCACAGGUUCCCCCAGUCCCAAGUUACAGGGAUCAGAAGGGUUGGUAGAAAUCUUUGCCUCAGACUCUGCAGAGCCUCUGUUAGUCACAAUACUGGGAAAGACAGACCAGUGCUGUGACAGUAGAAUGUAUCCUAGUCAUAUAUGAAUGGAUAGUGCCCAGGAUUCCCCUGUGCUCAUGCACUGAAAGCAAAUAUCAGUUGUGGAGCUGGUGGGAAAGCUGCCAAAGGGGAGUUUUCCCAUGUCCACCAUAACUAGUCUUUU